AUGUCACAACAAUCAACUGUUAAUACUUUAAAGCCUGUUUAUAAUUUGGUUGAAUUAGAAUUAGAUGACUAUGAAGAAAAUGAACUAGUUAUUAAUAUUAUUUAUGACUUAAAUAUAUUUUUUCAGAAUUCUAAUAAUUUACAAUAUGGAGCAAUUCAUAGAUUUCUUUCUCCAUUAUGGUAUCAAGAUAAUUCAGGUGUUUUUAUUUACCUUCCAACUAGUUAA
Scutellospora calospora is the source of this 225-nucleotide messenger RNA. NCBI's taxonomy places the organism in Eukaryota, Fungi, Glomeromycota, Glomeromycetes, Diversisporales, Gigasporaceae. The record is from the annotation of a GenBank genome assembly.